Messenger RNA from Haliotis rufescens (red abalone), 4252 nucleotides. RefSeq names its product solute carrier family 28 member 3-like. Gene Ontology annotation, molecular function: nucleoside:sodium symporter activity. Gene Ontology annotation, cellular component: membrane. Gene Ontology annotation, biological process: nucleoside transmembrane transport. The transcript is spliced from 12 exons. NCBI's taxonomy places the organism in Eukaryota, Metazoa, Mollusca, Gastropoda, Lepetellida, Haliotidae. The record is from RefSeq and is a predicted model, not a curated record. The coding region runs from base 269 to 2047 and encodes 592 amino acids.
CAAGACUACAUUCUGCUCAGUUAGGAGACGUUAUGUCAACACUAUACUUGCCGACUUGAAAACCUGUAGGUUAGUUGGGUGAAAAUGUUGGUUGACCUAUUAAGAUUAGUGUGUGUGAGACAGCCAAGAUAACAGAACCCAAAACAUCCGGAGCAUAUCUCCUAGAACACCGAGUGUUGCACGUCAUUGUGGUUGUUCGUGUUGGACUUACUCAUGCUUGUUGUUGUAACAUAUCGUACCUAAAGUUCACAGGUACACACGUUGCAACAUGACGGACCCAGGAGAUCCAGUGAAGGAUGUUGGGAUUAAUAUAGACACAGGUGACGAACUAGACUUCGACGACAACUGCUGGAGCUCUGCGAUCAUGCAGCUUCAGAGUUCAGUCAGCAGAUUCACGAACAAACACAAGGGUCAAAUGAUUGCUGGUGUCAAGGGACUGCUGUUGCUGCUUUACCUGGCCUACUUCGGGUAUUGUAUGUUCUACAAAUUCGGAGACGAAGGGUCCAUUCGUCUGAUGGUUGGAACACUACUUGUAAUUUUGUACCUGGUGAACAAAACAACCAAAGGUCUGUGCACUUUCACCUGCCUUGGACGAUGUACGUCAGUGUGGGAAGGAAGUAAGGCACUGAAAGUGCGACGAUGGAUCAGAAGGAGCCUGUACCUGCUGGUGAGUGCCGGGGUGGCUGUGUACAUAGGACUGGACGUGGUCAGGUACAACCCCCAGAAUAUCCAGGCACUUCUGGGGGUAGGCGUGUUUGUGGCUCUUGGGUUUGUCUUCUCCACCAGUCCGGCCAGGGUGGACUGGCAUCCCGUGUUCUGGGGUAUUGCGGUUCAGUUUGUGUUCGCCCUGCUUAUUCUACGGACGCCCUGGGGGUAUGGGGUGUUUGAGUGGAUUGGACAACGUGUGGAGGAAUUCAUAAACCACGCUAAUGCUGGAGCAGAGUUUGUGUUCGGGAAGUCCUACCGGGAUCACAUGAUAGCCUUUGGUGUGAUGCCAGGGGUGUUGUUUUUCAACGCCUCGAUAUCCGUGUUGUACCACAUGGGUGUCCUUCAGGCGAUCAUGAAUAAACUGGGAUCCUUUCUGUCCUUCUGUCUGGACUGUGGGCCCAUCGAGUCUGUGGUAGCCUCGGCGAACAUCUUCGUUGGGCUGACUGAAGUGCCCCUCUUGGUUCGACCGUACUUGAAGCGUGCGACGGAAUCAGAACUCCAUGCCAUCAUGACGUGUGGUUUCGCCAGCGUCAGUGGCGGCGUCAUGGGGUCGUACAUACAGCUCGGAGUUCCCGCCAACCAUCUGUUGUCCGCUGCCGUGAUGUCCGCCCCCGCCGCUCUCGCCGUCACCAAACUCAUGUGUCCAGAAACAAAGAAGUCGUACUUCAGAGAUGGAGUGAAGAUGGAACUGGGACUAGAGAAACAUCGUAACAUCCUCUCCGCUCUGUCCAGCGGUGCCGUUGCGGCCGUCAAAAUCAUCGCCAACAUCAUCGCAACAAUGAUCGCCUUCAUCGCCCUCAUAAAGUUUGUUGACAAGACCCUGGAGUGGUUCGGGAACCAGGCGGGAUUCGCCGGCCUUUCGUUUGGGCUUGUGUGUUCCUAUCUAUUCUACCCAUUCUCGUACAUGAUGGGCGUGGCCACCCAGGAUUGCGGGAAGAUGGGGGAAAUGUUGGGCGUUAAGAUCUUUGGCACCUCCACCAUCAGUUUCACCGAGCUCGGGAUACUGAGACGAAACCGCUUUCAGCUUCUUGACUAUGUGACCACGCAUAACGACACGUGGCACUGGCAGGGUAGUGACGUCAUACUCGAGGCGACCAAUCAGACGCUCCUUGGUGGCAUCAUGGAUGAGAGAAGUGAAGUCAUAGCUACCUACGCUCUCUGUGGCUUCUCCACCGUCACCUCUAUAGGUAUUACACUGGGGACUCUGGUUCCCAUGGCACCUGAACGGAAACAGGACAUCGCCAAACUCGUCAUCCGGGCCCUUAUUGCGGGAAACGUAGCCACGUUCAUGACCGGUUCCAUUGCAGGGUUGCUGUACAACGGGCAGAUGCUGCAGUGACCUUUGUUACGAUGACCGCCAGCCUCCUGCUUCCUGGUGCUCACUUCCUCAAGCACUAUUCACACACACUCGGUUACAUAUGUUGUCGUGAGAGCGACUCAUGGAAACGGGUGGUCAGGCUCGCUGACGAGGUUGAUGGAUGUCAUCAUACCCAACUGCAUAGAUAGUUCCAGACUCCGUUAGUUUCAGACUGCCUUCAUGUAGCUAGGAUAUUGCUGAGUGCGACGUUAAGGAAAUAUGAAACGUCAAUGCCAGAGAAUAACCAGUCUUGAUUAUCCACCCAAACAACUUCCACUGGGCGCAAACGGCAUACACGCAGUCACAAUUCUAUAACUAGAUGUCAGAAAAUCGCUCGGUUAUAUCCUCCCCAUUAUUUAGGGGUGUGGUGUAUGAGGUAAAGGUGAUGACAUGUCAUUGCAUGUCACUAGUGAAAAAUCUAUUAAGUAAUUGGAAUUGUAUGAAUUAUGAUUGGUGCGUACAUUAAAAAAUGUAUGAGAAAGACCAUCAUUGCAUGGAUUUAGUUUUAUUGAUGUUUCCUCUCACUUGGGGGUUAUGACAAAAUGUUUCAAGCAUGUUUAUGUUCCUCAGUAGUUGCAUCAAUGUAUCAGAUACCCCUGUCACAUAAAGCUACAGUGUUCGGAACAUCUGCUGUGAUAAAGAUUCCAUUUCUAACUGUCUAUUAAAUAAUAUGAAGCUGUUCGCAUACAUCAGAGGACAAGGGUGAACUUUAACAAGAACAAUUCUGGGUACGCUCCUUCAUGAAUUGACCUGUCUCAUAUGUAAUAUAUGUAAAUAAAUCAAAUACGAAGACUGCAAAGAACAAUGACGUAGAGCCAGAGCGAGAGUCCACAAACAACAAAUAGACUAUCCCGAAGCCAGAUGCAAUCCAUUAAUUGCCCACCGAUACGUGCCCUUAAGGAAAAUGUUUAGAUGGGUGAAUCUGGUGAAGAUUGUUUUAGAAAACUUACGGAAACAUAUUUAAUUCGAAUAUUACAGCGAUCACUCAACAGAUGACCUAUCAAAACGUCCAUAUUUGUUAGCAUGCCAUAAACAUUAAUGCAACGGGGGGUAGUUGAAAGGUUCUGAGCCUAACUGAGAUGGACUGCAUUGGCGGAGUAUUCCACGACCUUAAGCCUUGAUAUUGUCAUGCAGUUGCCCGAGACGAUCAGCAUAAUAUUCCAUUAAUGGUCUGACCUUAUAGAAGGUUGUCCAUAAGUAUGGAUUCCCUUGGAAGCGACAUCACCUUGGAACAGACUUUGCAUUCUUCGAUCGUCCAUAGCCAUAUCAUGUGACAGUUGAAGAUCUUGCUCAUCUUCGAUCAUCUUCGAUCAUCUUCGAUCAUCUCUUCUCGUGAUCUCCGCUGCCCAUUUCUUUACAGAACUAUCCCCUAAAGUUGCCACCAUGUCAAUAUGGGUGGCUAUAGGAGUUAGUCCUUUCAGUUGAAGAUUCUUGAUGACAUCACGGUAGCAAAUUGUGUCCAUUUUCACAGAGUCACUGCAGAAAUAUGCUGCCUGGGGAAUAUGGUUCAAAUGAAACUCGUAAGCUCGGGAAUAUGCACAAACUGUUAAAGGUGUCCAUGUAUUUUACACCCUUCAUAGUUAGGCUCAGACAUGGUCAGCCACCCCUCGUAUUUGAAACUAUAAGUGUAUUCUAUAGUGUAAAGUCACUGAAACAACGUGCCCAUCAAUGCAUGCCAGGCGUCCUGUGGUAUAAGAGUGAUACAUAUUGGAGACGUAUUUGUGUUGUUUUCUAUGGAAAUGUCAGUACUUUAGUUUGUUAAAAACACAUCUUAUAGCUUCACAAUAUCUUUUGAAAAUACAUAUAUAGAAUUGCAUUUUCUAGAUUCAGAUGCUCAUCACAUGAAUUAAAUAUUAAAACGGGAGGACAUUAAAAAAACCCAAAGGAAAUUAGAUUAUGUAGAAUGUGUAAUCUACGAAUAAUAGAGGAUGAUUACCAUUUUGUUCUCAUUUGUCCAUUUAUUAGAAUUUACGAAUUGCAUGCAAUAUCUUUAAGUAUAAUGAAUUAAUGUCUUAAAAAAAUAUUUAUGUACUGAAGCCUUUGACUGCGUAUAUAUUCCAUGCAUAUUAAUUUUAGAAAUGAUAAGAUGAGUGACUUGAACAAGUAGAAAUCAAUAUGUCCACCCACUAUGCGCAAAUAUGUGUACUGUAGACCUAUGGCCUUUCAGUAGUUCUGUAAUAAAGAUUG